AUGCCGUCAAUGGUUCCUUCGCGUAGUGAACCAUCAAAUGUGCUGAAUUCAAUCAUCAUCUCUCCAUCGGACACGGAUUAUAUUGAUCAAUUAAUUCCCUCAAUCAAGGAGUAUAGCGUCGGCAAUCGAACGUCUCAAUUAUUGCAAUCAUUGUCCAAGUUCGCCAGCGAUAAAGAAGCCGAGAUAGAAACGAUAUGCAACACAAACCAUCAGGAAUUUGUGUCUUCAAUCAAUCACCUUCUGCGUAUCAGAGAAGGAACAGUGAGCUUGACCGCGGAGAUCCUUGACCUGAACCAAUCUAUCCAAGCUAGCACCGAACGUCUCGCCGAUCAAAAGAAGGCUCUGGUAGAGUCGCGCAGUCACCGACAGAAUAUUGAUGAGACAUCUCGCGCUAUCCAGGACUGCUUGGAGGUGCUACGCCUGGCUAAUCAAGUUCAUGAUCUGUUAGCCAAGAAAAACCACUAUGCAGCUUUACGGGCGCUCGAGGAACUCCAAAAUGUGCACCUCAAGGACGUGACCCAAUAUAAAAUCGCGGACAUGAUUCAGCGCUCAGUACCAGCGACCCAGCGAGCGAUAGCGGAGGCCGUGCUAUCUGACCUGAAUACUUGGCUUUACAGAAUCCGCGAGAUGUCUCAGUUUCUCGGAGAAAUAGCUCUUUACCAUACAGAAUGCCGGAAGACAAGACAAAAGGAGAGGGCAGAGAAACUACCAUACCUCAGACAUUUCAAACUGAACUCUGCUAUUGAGCUGGUUUCGGAUGAGCACGAAGAAUACGAUUUAUUACAGAAUGAAGAACUGCAAGUUGACUUCACGCCCCUGUUUGAAUGUUUACACAUCCAUCAAUCACUGGGGCAGAUGGACAAGUUUCGGACGGAAUACGCUAAUACCCGUCGCCGACAAAAAGAGCUUCUAAUUCCCUCUUCAAUAACUUUGAUUGACGAGGACGGGGCUUGCCUACACAACCUUCUAGAAGAAAUGGCAGGCUUUGCCAUCGUAGAGCGUGCUACCAUGAAGAGAGUGCCAGACUUGAGGUCAUCUGUCGACGUUGAUGAGCUCUGGGAUUCAAUGUGCCAGACUGCCAUGGGCCUCAUUUCAAAAGCGCUUCCAGAAGUUGAUAAUGCUGAGAGUUUGCUCAAAAUCAAAAAUCUCGUUGCGUUAUUUAUGCAAACAAUGAAUACAUGGGAGUUCUCCGUUGGAAAAUUUGAUGAAUUGCUCUUGACUUUGUUCAAGAGAUAUGCCGAACUUCUCAAGAAAAGAUUCAGUGACGACUUCCAGGAGAUCGUAUCCACGGACGAUUAUAUGCCCAUGCCGAUACAAUCGUUGGAUGAGUAUGACAAGGUCCUCAAUGUCAGCUGGUACAAUCCUGAGAAGCCAAGGGAGGAACAAGUGUUUCCAUGUGUUCUGCCCUUUUCUCAAAUGUAUCCCUUGUGUUGCAUCGACAUCCGCAACUUCUUAAACCAGUUUUAUUUCUUCGCCAAUGAAGAUUUCUCCCAUCCGCAUAUGAUAGAUGAUACUCUCAAAGAUGCUUUGGAUGAGCUUCUUUCAAACCAAGUUUGCGAUACUCUUGUUGAGCGUCUUUCUUCGCAAUAUUUGGGCCAGAUUGUUCAGAUCUUGAUCAAUCUGGAGCAUUUUGAAUCAGCGUGCCGUGAGCUCGAGGAGCUUCUCGCCGCGGCUCGAUCCCAAGGUGCUGCGGGCGGUCCGAUAUCCUUAAGAGCGACGGAGAAAUUCAGAAGCAACAAAAAAUCAGCAGAGAAGCGAAUUUUCGAGGUCGUCAAUUCCAAAAUCGAUGAUCUCAUUGAAACUGCAGAGUAUGACUGGAUGGCACUCACGCCUCCGACAGAGCCCAGCAAUUACAUGCAAACGCUGACCCGAUUCUUGUCCAAUAUAAUGAACUCAACAUUGCUCGGUCUCCCAACAGAAAUCAAGGAACUCAUCUACUUCGAUGCUCUCAGCCACGCGGCGAACAUGAUCUUGGCACAGCCGCUCUCCUCAGACGUAAAAAGCAUCAAUCCCAAUGGAGUGAUGGCCCUUGCGAAAGAUGUUGAAUAUCUGUUUCAGUUUGUUGACAGCUUGGGUGUGCCCAUUCUUCGGGAGAACCUCGACGAAUUGCAACAGACUGUGCAUCUAAUGCAGGCGGAUAAUAUGGACGAGUUUUACGAUAUUUCUACAAGAAAUAAGAAGUAUGGCCGUGUGGAUGCUAUCAAUGGCCCUAUCCUCUUAGAAAAACUUACACGCACUGUUCAAAGUUCGGGAAAGAUUGAUAAGUUCACAACACUUUCCUCAAGGUUCGGCAAGAAGACUUGA
Messenger RNA from Aspergillus viridinutans, 2304 nucleotides. Its product is annotated as Rab GTPase-binding exocyst subunit SEC15. The record is from RefSeq and is a predicted model, not a curated record. Gene Ontology annotation, biological process: Golgi to plasma membrane transport; exocytosis; intracellular protein transport. Lineage: Eukaryota; Fungi; Ascomycota; Eurotiomycetes; Eurotiales; Aspergillaceae. The coding region runs from base 1 to 2304 and encodes 767 amino acids. Gene Ontology annotation, cellular component: exocyst; membrane. The transcript has 9 exons.